CCGGUUCGGUUUAAACCGGACCGGAUUGACCCAGUUUUUUACAACCAUAUUGGACAACAGCACGACCGAGGACGGGAUUGGAUUGGUACCCGGUUUUGACCAACCGGACUGGAUGCAAUACGGUCCGAUCCGGUUUCAACACAAAAACCGUUUACCCUUGUUCCCUUUCCAAAACGCCGUCGUUAAAAGAAAGUUGAACCAAAAAUAAAAUUAAAAAUUAAACAACCGCAACCUCUGCUCUUUGGACGACGAGACUUCUCUCUCUCGCAAAACACAACCAUCCCCAAAUUCCCACUUCCUUCUCCCAAUCCCCCAGAGAAACCCGACCAAAUUCCUCUCCUCCCUCCUUUACUUUUCUUCUCUUUCUUCCUCCAAACAAUCUUGAACUUUCUUCAUACUUCGCCAUCCUCGUUGACCUCGCCUCCGCGAUGAAUCUUCAGACGGUGCCUCCGCCAACAGAGCGGCGUCUUCCCGUCCCUGAAUCUUGCCACGGAUUUGCCGCCUCCGACAAUGCCCAACAGAGUCCCGAGGGAACGAAAACGAGGAAGCAGUAUAGAAGGAAGAAGAAAGAUCGGUGGCGUGUGAUUGAAAGGAUUUUGGUGCAUGCAGAACGCGACGAAGAAGAGCUGGAGAUGAGAAUCAAGAUUCAUCGACGGUUGUGGCUUGAUCGAGUUCUUCUCCUCUCGACUUCCUCUUCUUCUUCUUCUUCUUCUUCUUCUUCUUCUUCUUCUUGUGGUGUGAGAGCCGACGACUGGAGCGUCCAGGUCGUCGUUGUCGCAUAGCCGGUGAGAGAGAGCGGAGAGAUGGGUGAGAGAUCGAGAGGCAGAGAGAUGGGUUGAUGGAGAGGUAAGUGGCAGCCGCUGAAAUUAGGGUUUGGGGUGGGUUACAAACUUACAACUCUCGGGCUUGGGCUUGGGCUGGGUUGGGCUUUGGGCUGAGGUGUGGGCUGCCGUCGGGUUGGGCUGGGGUUUGGGUAUGGGCUGGGUAUAUUUCUGUUUCCCGGUUUCCGGUUAAAACCGGGUAAAUUUUGACCUGGACCGGGGCGGUUAUUUAGCCUUAACCUCAGACCGCAAACUGGAUUGGGUUUGUGAGAAUCCGGUUUCCGGUUACAACCGAGGCGGUUUAAACUGGGCGGUUUCCGGUAUGACCGGAAAACCGCGACCGGAUUCCCAGCCCUAGUUCUCAUUAUUCCUUUACGAGUUGGCGUUGCUAUCCGCAUGAGCUCCAUCUGGCAGAUAGCUGGAUUUAUUCAUAAUUUUUUCUAAACAUGAAAGAAACAGAGCCAUAUAUCGUGUUGGCAAUGGUGUACAUUCGGGUUCGGUUUUUCGGGUUUACCCGAAACCGACCCGAUUAUAUACAUUUCUGGUUUUUUCGGGUUCGGGUUCGUUUCGGGUUUCGGGUUUUUAGGUUUCGGGUUCGGUUUUGCUUAUCGGUUUUUCGGGUUCCGGCUAAAAACUCCAAUGAAUAGAACUCACCCGUAUUUUAAGGCGUUCGGGUUUUCAAGUUUCGAUUUUACUUUAACCAAACCCGAAUCCGUUAAGGAAUUUUCGGGUUUCGGGUAACUAGAACCCACAAGUCCUUAUCGGGUUCGGAUUCGGUUUUAGUGAUUUUUCGGUUUCGAGUUUUCGGAUUUUUUCGGGUUUCGGUUUGGGUAACCGAACCCGACCCGAACUGACACCCCUAGUUGGCAUGAGGAAUUGAGCAAUGGUAAAGCUAACUUUUUUUUAACAACAAUGGUAAUGUUAUUCUUAAUGACACUCUACUGGCCUCUUUAAAAAGAGACAAAAUGGAUACUACGCCCUUAUUUCGUAGUCAUACCUUUCAGGGAACGGAUCAUGUCAGUAAUCUUAUGUGGGUAAUCAUGAGUAACCCGUCCACAUCAGCAUGACAUCAGUACCCAUCUCUUUCCUGGAAAGUCUUUAAUUUUCCUUUCCUUAAUCUUUGACGGAAGAUUUCUCACUCGUUUUAAGUCAAAAUUUAAUUUUUUUACACACUUAGAUCAGAUUAAUCGUGCUCUUCAAAAUGAUAUCCAAUUUGAUAUAUUUCUCGAACAAAAAAAAAUUGAGCCAUUUUUUACCAGUCUAUACCAUAUGGUAUUGACUGGUAUUGAAAUAAGAGCAUACCUAUGGUUUGAAAAGCGUAUCAUGGUGGUAUGAACAAACCAAGACUGUAGGAUGGUUGAAUACAUGAUAGUAAAAAUAUAUUAAUUGUCAUUUAUGACUUUUAACAUUGUGUACCAUAAGAUACCACCCCGUACCAGGGUGGUCUUGUAUGGUAUUGUGUGGUAUUUUUUGGUCCUGUAAUUUGUUGACCCAAAAAUUUGUAGAUCCAAUAGAUCAUGAUUAACUCGUCCCUUCUGUGCAAACGUUUUCAAAAACGAAUUAAAAACGAAGAAAAUACCAUAUGGUAUGAAGUUGGUACCGAGAGUCCAUAAUUUUUUGUUCUAAAAAAAUAUAGAAAAUUGAUCUCAUUUUGUAGAGCACGAUGAACUCGUUGCACCUGUGCAAAAAAAAUUAAAAUCCGAGUUAAAACGAAAAAAAAUAUGAGUCAAUUAAGAAAGUUAGGUAAAAUAAAAAUGACUUUUCAUUCUCCAUCCAUGAUUAUGCACCCUAUCUUGAGCCCUUUUCAUGUUUGAUUCGGAAGACACAUUUUAUUUACGUUGUUGGACUUUGAGUGAUUUGUAUUUAUAUUUGUUGCUUGCAUUUUGAGGAUUUUAGGCUUUCAGUGCCUACCGCUAAUGCAAAUGAAAUACUUAUUCAACA
Messenger RNA from Linum trigynum, 2762 nucleotides. Lineage: Eukaryota; Viridiplantae; Streptophyta; Magnoliopsida; Malpighiales; Linaceae. The record is from the annotation of a GenBank genome assembly.